This is a messenger RNA of Blumeria graminis f. sp. triticale, 2481 nucleotides long. Lineage: Eukaryota; Fungi; Ascomycota; Leotiomycetes; Helotiales; Erysiphaceae. The record is from the annotation of a GenBank genome assembly.
AUGAAUGAUAUAAAUAUAGGUGUCCUCAACGCGAUGAGUGGUGGUCCUAUUAAUAGUGGAAUGCCCAUGAUGAAUAAUUGUGCACCUGGAGGCCGUCCAUUAAUGCCAAUAAAUAAUGAUCAACGAUCACAGCUAAACACCUACAUAUACGAAUAUUUUUUGCGAAACGGCAUGUAUGAGUGCGCUAAAGCACUGCUUGAAAGUGGUCAACCCUUAAAUGUCAUAAAAGACGGUUCUAGUAGGCGUCGCGACGACAACGGCGCUGGUGAGGAAGCAGGCGAAGAUUCAAAAGAUGACUUUGACCCCAAAAGACCCAUUGAUCUCCCAGAUCCAAAUGUACCAAAAGAGUGCUCCGAAAGUUGCUUUUUAUACGAAUGGUGGUGUCUUUUUUGGGACAUGUUUAACGCUCAGCGUGGUAAAGCUGAGGGCCGCAAUGUUUUGCAAUACUUUACUCAUACACAGGCACAAUCUCGAUCAAAACAAGAGCAACAGCAAAUGAUGCUGCGUGGCUUAAGAAAUGACAUGAGCUACUCUCAAGGGUUCAACCCCUUAAGAAACCCUCAAAAUUUAGGAAUGGCCGUCAAUCCUCAACAUGAACUACGACAGAUUGCUCUCCAGAAUAAUAGAAAUGCGACACCGGCUCAUAUUCAAAUGAUGCAACAACAGCAUCAAAAGCAGCAGCAGCAACAACAACAACAGCUUCAGCGUGAUCCCUCAGUUAAUGAGAAUCAACCACGUCCACAGUCACCAACGGCUGAUAAUGCACCUUCGCCCUCAAAAAGACCUCGUCUUGAUGGAGCUAAUUUCAAUUCUCAGUCCCAGAUGCCUAACGGCCGGGCCCAAGGUGGUGCAAAACCCCAACAGUUUCAAAACAUGCAAGGUGCUCCAGCUGUUGCUGCCCAGAGACUUGCAGGAUAUCAGGCGAGCCUAGGACAACAGCAGCAGUCGCAAAUGCCAAAUGUUAAGGCCAUUCCCAAUUCAACAGGAUCGCAAGGACGUGCAUCGCCUAUGAUGGCUCAAGGCCAACAAGAUGGUAAUAGCAUUGCCAACUACUAUAACACCGGAGAAGUUGGCCCGAACGGAAUACGUGGUGUUCCAGGCGGUCAGCCCGUAAAUGGUGGUAACCAUGCACUCCAAGAUUAUCAGAUGCAACUUAUGCUCUUAGAGCAACAAAACAAAAAAAGACUUAUGAUGGCACGGCAAGAGCAGGACAACAUGAUGCCUCGGCCAGAGGGAGGGCAGGGACUUCCAGGAGCUGGACCGAAUGGUCAGUCUUUUCAGGGAACAUCACCUCAAGGUAAUAGAUCAGCCAACUCUCCAAAUCCAGGCGAACAACUAAAACGCACGCCGCACAUGAACUCGGCAGGAAUGCCGUCUCCCCUACCGGAAGGGCAAACUCGCGGUUCACCCAGUAGUAGCCUUAACUUUAAUCUUCCAGGAGCCCAAAUGGAUCCUGGAAUGAGUUCGCAAUACUUUGCAAAAGGCAAUAGUAUGGAUCCAAACCUUGUUGGCAGCGUUCCCAACGCUAUGCGGCCCCCUAGCUCACACCCUAAUAAUUUUAAUCAAAUGACACCGCAAGCACAAAUGGCUCUAGCCGCCCGGCAGCAGCAGGUACAACAACAGCAGCAAGCACAGCAACAACAUGCACAACAACAACAUGCACAACAACAGCAUGCCCAUCAACAGCAUGCUCAACAGCAACAGGCGCAUCAGCAACAGGCACAACAGCAACAGGCCCAGCAACAAGCCCAACAUCAAGCUCAGCAACAAGCUCAACAGCAACAGCAAAACUGGCAACCAGGACCGAAUGGACAACCGAUGAUGGCGCAGCCCCCUCAGGGCCAGGCAGGCUCUCAACAAACAAUUGGCACACCACAGCAACGUAACAUGCCUCCUCCCUCGAUGACUGCAGCUGGUGUCACGACAAACACGAAUGGGCGGACCCCCCAGGCAACUGUAUCCCCUGGGCAGACGCCAGCCCCUCCAACCCCACAGCAAGCAAAUAAAGCGAACCCGAAGAAAAAGGCGGAGACGAAGGAUAACAAAUUGAAGCGGGCACAAAAGAAGGGAUCUGCCGCAAAUCUCAACGCUGGCGCUACGCCAUCUGCUGACGCCGAAGCUACGGGCGCGACUCCAACUCCAGCGACUCCGAUGACACCUGUACACAAGCAAAGCUUUAAUGGCAACCAAAAUGGUACCGUUCAACCGGCAUCAAACGGACAGGCCACUAAUCAAUCUAAUAAUAUUGGUAUGGCACAACAACCUGAUCCACUUCAAGGUGGCGGAUUCGGAUUAGCGGACUCUGCGUUUCCAAAUUUCGACACUUCUCUUGACUUUGCCAAUCCUGGUAAUGGUAACAUGGAUGUGCUUCAAGAUUUCGACUUUGACUCUUUCCUGCAUCAAGACGCUGGUGACGCUGUAAACGACUUCAAUUUUGAUACGUCUGGCUUUCUAGAUGGGAAUGAGAUUGGCGCCGAUUAA